Lucilia cuprina (Australian sheep blowfly) is the source of this 757-nucleotide messenger RNA. Its product is annotated as ciliogenesis-associated TTC17-interacting protein-like. The coding region runs from base 158 to 757 and encodes 199 amino acids. NCBI's taxonomy places the organism in Eukaryota, Metazoa, Arthropoda, Insecta, Diptera, Calliphoridae. The transcript has 2 exons. The record is from RefSeq and is a predicted model, not a curated record.
CUACCAUCUCUGAAAAGGUGUUUAUUUUGAUGUACUCUAGGAAUAAUGCAUCGCAAAUUUUUGUCUGAUUUGGAGUAGUGUUCUCACAUCUUUGUCCAUUAUUCCUUGCAUGUAACAUACCAAGAAUUGAGAAAAGAACUUUGGAGCUGUUACAACAAUGGAUAUUAACAUUAAAAUUGAAGCAAAUAAUAUUGAAGAUGAAUAUGUUGAAUCCAAUAUAAUGCUUAACAAAAUAAAGGAAGAAGAAUCGGAGCUAAUAAUUGAGAGUGAUAUGCAAUGGUUGCCAAUAAAAUUAGAAGAUGAACAAAAUAAUUAUUACGAAGAAUAUUGUCAGGAAUUUGGAGAAAAUAUAAACUCUUAUGAUUAUAUUAAAAAUGAGCCUGGCAAUGAACAAUAUGCAAUUGAAUAUUUAGAUGAAAACGAACAUUAUGAUGAUGAUGAUGAUGAUGAUAAUGAGGGUGAAAAAGACCAGGAGAAUGAGCGGGAUGAUUUUUAUGAUCCAUCAGAAGAUGUUGGUGAGGAUUCCGAUUCCGAUAAUGAGGAUGAAGAAAUUGAUGAAACCGAUAAUGAGGGUAAUAUUGAUACAGAAUAUAAUUUACAAUUGGAGGUAUUUGCUGAAGAUAUGGAUAAAAAAGACAACGUUUUAGAAGACAAUGGAUCUAAGACUAAUAUUUUAUUUCCUUUAAAAUAUUGGCUGUUUAAAACUUACGUUCACCAUACCUGCCCAGAAUGUAACGAACAAAAUUGCAACCUAUAA